UUGGGUUAGUUUGGUAAUUUGGGGUGGUUUUCAGCCGUUCAGGGGAGCUGUAACUUCAUUCUUUUUUACCUCCUCAGUGUUGACGCCGUCAUCUGGAGCUCUCAAAAUCUGGAGCUCUCAACGUCUUUCUCUGUCGCCGCUCGUUCUCUGUAUAGGUCCAGGUUUCGCCAAUGUCUAAGCCCAAAAAUAAUGUUCCCCGUGAAAAUACAGAAGCCUAUGUCCAGAUUUUAGGGACAGGAAUGGAUACCCACGAAACAUCCCCGUCUGUUCUGCUCUUCUUUAACAAGGAAAGAUUCAUAUUUAACGCUGGAGAGGGAUUACAACGCUUCUGUACAGAGCAUAAGAUAAAAUUAUCUCAGGUAGACCACAUAUGUCUGACUCGUGUCUGCUCAGAGACAGCAGGUGGACUUCCAGGCUUGCUAUUAACUUUGGCUGGCAUGAACAAAGGUAGUCCUGAGAGUACUGGGCAUGUCGACAUAUGGGGUCCUCCAAAUCUAGAUUUAUUGGUUAAUGCAAUGAAGAAUUUUGUCCCUCAUGCUACCAUGGUCAACAAACAUAUCAUCCCAGACGACAUUAAGGUUCAUGAAAAUGGAUCUGCAUUAGCUCCCUCUUUACAUAUGCUGGAGCUGAAAGAUAAACACAAGUUCAAGGCAGUUAGUAUAUCAGCUAUUCUCCUAUCACCGACUCAGUUGGCUGGAUCUCAGUUUAGGCCAAAUGAUGCCUCCAUUGUAUAUAUUUGUAAACUACAUGACAUCAGGGGGAAUUUUGAUCCCGAAAAGGUUAAAGCUUGCGGACUUAAACAAGGGAGAAAACUUGCAGAAUUGGAGAAGGGGUUCAGUGUGAAGUCAGAUCUUCUGGAUAUCGAGGUCCAUCCAGAUGAUGUUAUGGGUCCACCUAUUCCUGGUCCCAUUGUACUGAUUGUUGACUGUCCAACAGAACCUCAUGCACAAGAGUUACUCUUUGCACAAGCCCUUGAUGCCUAUUAUACAGAUCCCCAAAGCAACUCCCCAGAGGCCACCAAGGUUGUGAACUGCAUCAUUCAUUUGAGCCCUGCUACAGUCGUCAGCACUCCAGUCUAUGAGAAAUGGAUGAGCAAAUUUGGUUCCGCCCAACAUAUUAUGGCAAGAACUACAAGGAAGCAUGAAACAACUCCAAUUCUAGUAUCUAGUGCUAGAAUCGCUACAAGACUGCAUUAUUUGUGUCCUCAACUUUUUCCAGCUCCUAGUCUUCCUUCUCUUCAGAAUGACGAUGUUGCAGCACCAAAUUUCAAGGGUUCAGUUUGUGGCAUAUCUGCUGAAAAUCUCUUAAAGUUCACCUUACGUCCUCCUAGACGACUGGGAUUGGACAGAUCAAGUGUUCAAAAUCCGAUGACCUCUUCAGUGUUCAUUGAAGAGUUACUUUCAGAGAUUCCUGAGAUUGCUGAUGUAGCAAAGAACAUAAGCCAAUGUUGGCACAAACCUAAAGAAGAUGAGGUGGAAUUAUCCAACAUUCAGCACAAUGGUGAAGUCCCAAGGUGUCUGGAGAAUGUACAGAGAGAUGAUCUGGAGAUUGUUUUUCUUGGCACCGGUUCAUCUAUACCUUCAAAAUACCGAAAUGUCAGUUCCAUCUAUGUUAAUCUUUUCUCUAAAGGGGGUUUGCUCCUUGAUUGUGGUGAAGGAACCCUGGCACAACUCAAGAGGAGAUAUGGGAUUAAUGGUGCAGACAGUGCAGUUAGGAAUCUUAAAUGCAUUUGGAUUUCUCAUAUCCAUGCUGAUCACCACGCAGGUUUGGCACGGAUACUUGCUUUGAGACGUGAUUUGUUGAAGGGAGUAGCCCAUGAACCCAUGCUGGUUAUUGGGCCAGAGCAGGUUGGGGAGUUUCUCAAGGUAUAUGUAACGUUAGAAGAUCUAGACAUGUUGUUCCUUGACUGUAAGAGCACUACUGGGUCUAACUGGGAUAACAUGGAGGAUGACUUUGUGCAUGAUGAAAGUAGAGAAUAUAGAGAUCAUACUCUGUUGAGUUCUCUUUCUGAAGACAGUUCUCUGUUGCGCUGUUCGAAAAGAAUGAAGCCAAGCACUCCAGUUGAUGACAUAACAUUGCUAAAGUGUUUCAAGAAAGUUUUGAGUGAAGCAGGGCUAGUGAGACUCAUCAGCUUCCCUGUUGUACACUGUCCUGAGGCGUUUGGAGUCAUCUUGGAAUCAGCAGAAAAAGUGAAUUGCGGGAAAGUAAUACCAGGUUGGAAGGUUGUGUACUCUGGUGACACGAGGCCAUGCUCACAAGUUAUAGAAGCAUCUCUUGGAGCAACAAUUCUUAUACAUGAGGCGACCUUCGAGGAUGGCCUGGUGGAGGAGGCUAUUGCAAGAAACCACAGCACAAUUAAGGAAGCUACAGAAGUCGGACAUUCUGCUGAUGCAUACCGGGUAAUAUUGACUCACUUCAGCCAGAGAUACCCAAAAGUACCUGCACUUGAUGAAGUGAGCAUGCAAAGAACUUGUAUUGCGUUUGACCUAAUGAGUGUAAACCUAGCAGAUUUGCCAGUGCUCCCUAAGGUUCUUCCGUACCUCAAAUUGCUUUUCAGAAACGUUGGUUAAUUUAAAUUUGAAAGUAACAUAUUGUAGACACAACUUCUUUUGUUAUGGACAAUUUUUAUUUUUGAAACAACAAUUUUUAUUUUUUAUAAGGAAAAUACCUCUCUCGAAUUCCUAAAAUGCAUUUACAUUUGUUGCUGAUACUAUCCUACGAAAAAAGAUGAAAAAAAGAAGAUAAGUAUGAAUACAUUAUAAUUUUAGUAAAAAUAAAGCUAGAAAUUCGUUAUGGUAAUAACUUGUCUUCAUUCUCAAAAUAUGAUGAGAGCUUCUCUCUUAGGGUGUCAACCUCAACAACCAUAGCUCCUUCAACCUGUUGACCAAAAGAAAAAAAAUAUACCCAUAAGAAAAACAGAACAAACACAAUUUUGAAGAUAUAUGAACAAAGACUAAUAGAGGUGGAGAUUUUAGCGGGUACAAUUUGAUAAGUCUACUGUUAACUCAAGAAAUUAAAUUGUUAAGUGGCAUAUACAUAGCUUCUCUGAAACUUAAAGGACAUGGAGUAUGCCUCGUUUUCUUUUAAUUUAAGAGUUAAUAAAAGUUGUGACCUCUUUGAACUAUACUCAAGGUAUUUUGUUAAUUAAAGUUACCUUUUCCCGUUAGACCUUCCCCACCACAAAAAUAUACAUUAAACUCUAAUUCGUCUUAAAUAUUCUAAAUCGCUAAUUGUUGUGAUUUAUAGUAUAUUUUAUUUAAUUUCUAAAUAUAUUGUAAAUCUUAUUAUUAAAAAAUGAAAUUUUUUUGUCCGAUUCACACUCAAAAAAUAAUUUGAUUCUCGUACUCAACAUUGUAUCACAUAAAAUGAGACGUUGAAAGUAUAAAUGUUGGACGGGAUUCGGGGCAAAAUAUACCCCGCAACCUUGGGUGGGAUCUGGGUCAAUAAAAAUAAGGUAAAUGAUUUUUUAAUUCAGUAAAUGGGAGUCUGUUAACGAAAAGGGCAAAUAUGCUCUAUGUGUUAGACGUUGAAGAUAUGAGCCACUUUUUUUUUUUUUUUUUUUUUAACAAGAGGAGUAUCAAAUAUAAAUGACAAAGUUGUGGGGUAUAUUUGCCCAUGUCGGACCUAAAAAGUAUAACGAAGAACAAUGUAUAUUGGGGGAAGUAAAAGAAUAAAGGGCGAGUAAUUUUUCAUUCUGAUGCGUUAAACUUUGUCUAAUAGGAAGAAGGGGAAGAAUUAUUUAAUAAUACCUGAAAAUGCGAGGUAUAAAAUACCCUAUCCUAAAAAGUUUCAAAGAAGAUGCAUUUAGUAGCACAAGUCCUUCAUCCUCUAAUUUUGAUACAGCCUCAGCAAUUGAACCUUUAUUGAUCUUCAAAGUAGACACUUGAACCACUACUUCUUUAUCACCUAUUUCACUUGCUGAAAUAAUCAAGGAAGAUCUCUCAAUUCCACCUCUUCUUUUUUUCUUAGUAAAAUUAGCUGAAUUUUCAUUAUUGGAGAUGGUUGUUGACGUAAGUUCUUCUUUCUUCUGAAUCAGUAUUUCCACUUCAUUUCAUAACUCUGGUAUGUAUGUUAGAAUUCUUGAUACUGUUGAUGGAAUGCUUAGUCUUUUCUGUGAACAUGAAGAAUAAUGAAGUGUUAGCAGAUGAUGAAAAAAUCUACUUUAAAAUUAAGUCUCAGUUCUACUUUAGAGAUUAAAAGAUAGUUAUUGGUGUACAUAGGUUUAAUCAUGUAAUGAUAUUCUUGGCUUUAGGCCGAAUCCACGCGAUGUUUUCCAAAAAGUAUUAAUCACAUCAUUAAGAGUAUCAUAUAUCUUAUAUAUAGAUUAAUUUUGUGUUUAGCUAUCAACGUGAGAUUUUGUUCGUAGACUCUCCCCUUGCCCAUCACUAAAAUUCAUUGCACGGGCUAAUUUAGAAUUCACUGAAUAUAUUUCUCUUUCUCUCUCCUUUCAUAGUUAGGCAUGAGAAAGCUUGGUUACACUUCAGUUUGUCCUUCUGUUAACAAGUUGUCCUGGCUUCUUCAUCUGUUAAGCUUGUUUCAAAAUAGUUGAAGUAUUGAUCUCAAAUCGUUUUGAGGGUAAGCAUAGAUCCUUAGGCCAUAAAAUCACUACAUGUUAGUUCAAAACCUGGAAAUAUGCCCCAUGUUCACUUAAUCUAAGCCUCUGUGCCUAUUUUUUUUUUCCCUUUAGUGUUCAUCCUAAAGAAUAAUGAUGUUCUGUUUGGACUGACUUCUUGACUAAAAAUGACCCUAGUUUAAUUAUACUCAUAUAGUUGGAAGAGAAGAACAUUAUGUGUGCUAUAUUUGAUGUUGUUUUGGACUUGUUUGUAUUUAGUUAUGUGUAGCAGCUGCAAAUCUCAGUGUUGUUUCAGUCAAAACUUGAAGAAUUAGCAAUGCCCCAGGUUGAUUCAUUUGCUGACCUGAUUAACUACUAAAAAAUAUUUUAGUUUCCAAAUUCUCUCAUGAUGAUUAUUUUAGAUUAGUGCCAGAGGGAAAUCUGAUUUGUAAACCAGUCCAUGUUUAGUUAAUAAGGAUGUUGUUUGUGGUUGGUUUCAAUCUGGAUGGUUUAAGUUGGUAUAGGAAGUUAAAAUUUGAAUUUCAGAUUUCAUAGUAAUACAAGGUCUUUAGGGAUAGCCAACAGAAGUGAUCCAAUGUGGCUUGUGAUAAUUCCUUUCAUGUGAUUCUUAAUCUAACUUAGAACAUCAGUUAGCUUUGUCAAAAUUAUAUCUAUGUGCUUAGAUGCUACUUCAAACUUCGACAGUCAUCAAGAUGCCCCUUUGAAAAAAAACUUAAUUCAAUACCUUCUACCCCUAUCCCUUAAUAGUUGCUAGCAUUCUGUGACAUUUAUGGGACCAUUUUGAAUCUGAGAUUAAAGUCCUACUGGUAUAAAAAUAAACAAGAGUUAUGCUUUAGCUUCUAAACCAGUCAAGUAGCCCCUUUUCUUGCACAAUCUCAUGAUUCCUUAUUUCUACCUUGGGCAUGUAUGAACUGUCUUAAUUUGUUUUUCCUCUGCCUAACUGCUUACACGUUAUAAAGAGGGGGGAGAAAAUAGAGACAAACCUCAGGAUCAGUUUAAGAUAAAAAGGGCAGAUCACUGUCUGAGGUGUGCUUGUACACAUCAUUUUGGCGUCAUUAUGUUGGCUUAAAAUCUAGAAUCUGAUUGAGUUGAGCCAAGACAUCAGGUGUAUUGUAAAUCUAUUUUCUACCAUGGGUUGCUAUGUUUAACUUAAGUUUAGUUAUGUCUUAAUUAAGAAAGAUAACCUUUUAGGAAUUACUAACAGUUUGAAGUAUGGUAUGGACCGACUGAUAGCCCUCAUUUGUUAAAAUACUGCUCAGUUUAAUGUUUGUUCAUAAACUAGUUUUCAUUUCGUGCUCAUGAGAGAGCUUUUUAUUAAGGUUUCAUUAUUUCAUUUGCUUAGCUUAGUUGUUAAAAAAGUUGGUCUGUAUCUUGAGUUUUAAACUAAGUAUGGUUUGGAUCCAUUUUUUUUGUUAACUAUAAGUUUCUUUUAAACUGCUCACAAGGCUUGCAUAAUUACUGUUGUCAAUGUUUUCCUCAACCACUAAUUAGGGAGUGCCUAAAGAGCUGGACACUCUUUUCUUUUGAAAUAUGUGAAAGAAUGUUGUAGUUAGGUGAUUUGAAUGAGAGCUAAGCUUGCUUCCCUUUUGAUCGCUGUAAACAUUUUCAAAGGAUAGAGAUCUCUUAAGUUUAGUAAAGGUGCCAAGUCUUGGGAUCGGGUUCCAGUUGCUUAAUUAUUUCUGAGAGGGAAAGGAGUUAGUCAAAACUUAGUUUGUGCGCAUAUGCUCGAUAAGGAGCUUGUGUUUAGCAUGCCAUCUGGUAAUCUAAUAGUUUAAUAAAGAGCGGCUGUCUUUUUUUUUUGAUUAAGCACCGGGUGUCCGAGGCUCUUUGAGCCCCGACUAAUCCCGGGGGUGCACAGGCCCUCGGCAAGGAGUUUCCCGCAAGUGCACCACGGGUAAUUCAGGGUUUUACCCAGUCCGAUGGCCCUCAGAAAUUGUUUGCACCCAGUGGGUUUCGAACUUGAGACCUUGAAAGGGAGCACCCCAAGGCUCAAGCCAAUUGCCACCAGGCAAACCCCUGAGGGUUAUAAAGUGCGGCUGUCUUGAAACAUAUUAAGUACUUCUGAAUCUGUCUUACUGAAUGACUUAUUGGUUUAAAGUCUCUUCCUUUGUUGUUAUGCCUGCUGAAAGCCAAAGCAUGCCUUGGGUUUGGUUUAGCCUCCUCCGAUAGCCCGCCAUGCCUAAGGUUCUAGAAACCUUUUGACCUUGUGCGGCAUUAGGAUGUGGAUGGUGGUAACCCCUUUGUUGCUUAUGUCUUUUGAGUGGAGGUCUUGUGGUGAUGUUUAUGAUCAACCUUUAAGCUCCCUGGCUCUUGAAAGCAAACCUGUUAAGUUGGGUACUUGGCUCUAGCAUUUAUGAUUAGACUUUUGUUUGUUCUUAGUUGAGUUUUGCUGUGCUAAUAUCUGGCAUUUAAGGCUACUGUCAGUUCUGUAAUCUUUUCACAAUGUUCAUAUGCUGUCGAAUCCCUUUUAGCUAAACUAAGCACCUACUUUGAGCACCUUGGAGUAUAUUUGUUAUCUUGUUUGGAUAUGUGUUAGUCUUAAUGAUAUGGGCUAGUGUUAAAAUCUAAUCCUUCCUCAAUGGCGAUCUAUUAGCUGCUUGAAGGCUCACUAAUGAAGAUUUUGUUUUAAGUACCUAUUUGUCCAUGCUACUCGUAAGAGGUUGUGUUUUAACAAAUUGUUCUUUUAAUAAAUUAUAUUCCAAUAUCCUCAGCCUUAAGGGAUCAACAUUUAUAUCCUAUUAAGUGGUGAUUUCUGAAUACUUUGGUCAUAAUGAAAAUCUGUGCGCAAUGGUCAUCUCUUCUUCAAGUCUUAAAAUUAAGACUUGACCAAAUAUGAUAGAUGAGGCAUCUCAUCUGAUUUAUCUUGAUAAAAUCUUUUUGUUUCGGAUGCUCAUCCUUCAUCCCUUGUUUUCUUUUCAUAACUUGAGGGACUUCUCCAAAUCCCAAAUAUCAUGGACUGAUUUGCUGCACAUUUGAAAGAGCUGCUGGUUGUAUUGUGAAGUCCCAUUUGUGAUUAAAUCGAUGCUGCUACCUGCAAAUAAAUGGUGGUUCUUGGACCAGUUUUCCCGCUACAUUCCUUAAACCAAAUACUGCACUUAACUACAGCCCUGUGACAAUUUGUUUGCUGCAUUUUGUGGCUCAUUGUGAUUGCCUUUCUAAGGCCGCGUGGCUGCCUAUUGUUACUACUAGUUGCUGAUUUGCUGCUUUAAGUUUGGGGCAAAAGUAGAUGCUGCCUAGCUUGUGGUUGAGCUAGUGUCUUGGUAACAAGCUGAUGGGUUACAACUAUAUUUAUGAGGAAACAGAUACUACUCUAGCUGCAUUUUGUCCAUUCCGUUGAUUUGUUUUGGCCACGAGUUACUGUAUUCUAAACCUGAAUUGCUGCUAUAUUUUGUGGCAAGGAGAUACUGCAUUUUGGCAAUUCAAACCUCAGUUUGGUAGUGAUAUAUUGCCUGCAUUUUGAGCCAACUUGUGGCUGCAUAUUUAUACAAGACUGUUGUGUUUGCUGCUGUACUUUAAGAGGCGUAUUGCUGCACUUUUGAGACCAUUGUGUUUCUGCCUUCAAAGGCAUAUUAUCUCUGCUUGGAGUAGACUGGUUGCUGCGUUCCAGUUCUUAUCUUUUGAUGAAAAUGGCUGCUGCUAUGUUUACGAUCAAAUCGCUGCCCAUCUAAAAAGAAGAGAUGCUACACUCUAAUGUUAUGCAGCUGCUAUGGUCAAAUCUUGCUGCACUUGUGAACCAAGUGAUGGCUGUAAUUUGGUUUAAAAUCCCAGCUCAAAGGUUCCACCAAAUGAAACGACAGUUUCACCAUCUAUGAUGGAGUGAUUUGUAGUGAUUACAUCCGAUGUAUUUGAAAUCUUGUGUAUAGAAGAGUAGAAAGACAACAGAAAAAGUAGGAAGAAACUAGCUUCAUUAUUGAGUCCCUGUUGAUGCUCAAGUCUUUGGUCACCUAUGUACUGACUUCGAUUUAUAAUUGAGUCAAUUCCUCGUUAUGUUCUGUUUGCAA
Lycium barbarum (goji berry) is the source of this 8574-nucleotide messenger RNA. Its product is annotated as tRNAse Z TRZ4, mitochondrial-like. Gene Ontology annotation, cellular component: mitochondrion. The transcript has 13 exons. Gene Ontology annotation, molecular function: 3'-tRNA processing endoribonuclease activity. Lineage: Eukaryota; Viridiplantae; Streptophyta; Magnoliopsida; Solanales; Solanaceae. The coding region runs from base 171 to 2570 and encodes 799 amino acids. Gene Ontology annotation, biological process: mitochondrial tRNA 3'-end processing. The record is from RefSeq and is a predicted model, not a curated record.